AUGAGGGACCCUUUCUUCAUUCCGCCGAUACCAUGGCUGGCCGAGCUGGUGCGGCCCUGGUGUGACCGCUUCGGCCUCCCCUCAUUGCCAGACCACAUCCACGAAGUCCUCUUAUCCGCCGUCUUCUAUUCGGUCAUCUUCUGGCCGAUUUCACCACUGCUGUCACGAUUAAUAGCGCCUCAGCACUACGCGAAGCUGUCUCGAAAAAGACGACUGAACUGGGAUGCACAUGUCGUGUCGUUCAUCCAGAGCACGCUGAUCAACGUCAUCGCCAUUUGGGUCAUGGUAGUAGACCAAGAGAGAAAGAGCAUGAAUGCCGAGGAGAGAAUAUGGGGCUAUACUGGCGCUGCAGGCAUGGUCCAAGCAUUGGCAGCUGGUUAUUUUGUGUGGGAUCUAUACGUGACCAGCACUAAUCUGGAUGUCUUUGGGCUCGGAACUUUGGCGCACGCGAUCGCAGCUCUGCUUGUCUAUACACUUGGUUUUCGACCUCUUGUGAACUACUAUGGAUGCGUCUUCAUUCUAUGGGAGCUAUCCACGCCCUUCCUCAACAUUCACUGGUUCUUUGACAAGGUCAACAUGACGGGCUCUAAAGCACAGCUUUACAACGGCAUUCUCCUACUCUUCACUUUCUUUUCUGCCCGACUUAUUUACGGUACUUUCCAGUCCUUCUACGUCUUCAACGACAUGUGGGCCGCCGUCAAUGCCCACCCUACAAAGACAUUCUCGGAAUCGCUCGUCAUGCAAUACGCGACCUCGGAAUCCACCGUCCCGACUUGGCUUGCAGUAUCAUAUCUGGCAUCAAACAUCACUCUCAACACCCUAAACUUCUACUGGUUUAUCAUGAUGAUACGGGCUGUUCUCAAGCGAUUCAAGCCAAAUGAAGAGCAUACUAGCGCUACAGAGGUCGAAGGGGUCGAAGUCGACCUGUCUUUGAUUGCUUCUGGUGUGUCUGUGGGCAAGGGGGCGCAGCACCGGAAACAGGCGACGUCUUGA
Molecule: messenger RNA, 993 nt
Organism: Trichoderma gamsii
Lineage: Eukaryota; Fungi; Ascomycota; Sordariomycetes; Hypocreales; Hypocreaceae
Exons: 2
Coding region: 1-993 (330 amino acids)
Biological process (GO): lipid homeostasis
Cellular component (GO): membrane; endoplasmic reticulum
Source: RefSeq, a predicted model, not a curated record